UCAGUAAGACAAAUACUCUUACUUUGUUAUUUACAAUUAUUUAAACUGAAGGGAAAUUCAAGCAAGACUCUCCGCAGCUGCAAACACCUGGGGUUCUUGAACACAUCACAAGUCUAAACUUAAACACUCUGGUGAAGUUUAAGGAUAAUCUCAGCUGUUCAUGAUCAUGUUAAAGCGGAAACCUCCCCCUUUUCGGUUGUGGAUUGUCAUAACUGUUUGCCCGGUGCUGUUCGGUACCGCCUCUCGGUUACAAAGUGCAACCCUCCCGGAAGAUUAGAAAACCAGUUUUAUGUGAAAGUUCGCCAGGUGAAAGGACAUUUUUUACCGAGAAGCAGACGCUGCUAAAGCUUUGACUUUCUUCCAGUUUGAGACAUUUGUAGGACGAUCUGCUGGAGUUGUAGCUGAGGUGUUUAAAUACAGUUUCCUUAAGGAUGAAACGGGGAGGUGAAACCACCGCGGAACCGUCCGGAACUCCGGGUUUCUCCACGACCAACACCGCAGAGCAAUCAAAGAAAAUGAGGGUCAUUUACGUCGUGUACAUAAUUGUUUCUUUGGACGUAACCUGGAUGUUUUUACAGUUCUCUGUUACCCCAUAUUUAGCAAAGAAACUUGGAUUUGACACGUUGUGGUUUGGUUAUUUGCAAACUACAGUCGGGUUGAUUCAGCUAAUUGGAGGCCCUAUGUUUGGGAGGUUCGGGGAUCUCUUCGGGGCCCGUGCAGCUUUGUCUCUGGCUUGUGCAGCAACCACAGUUUCCUUUCUGCUUCUGGCCGUCGCUAACCAUCCCGUCCUGCUGUUCGUCCACAAACUACCUACAGUAUUUAUGCAUGUCUUGCCUGCAUGCCAGAUGGUUGUUACAGACCUCUCAGAGCCGGAGAAACGGGCCGAAGCUUUGUCCAAGCUGGGUCUGUGUUUUGGUAUCGGGAUGAUCGCUGGAUCCACAUUGGGAGGAAACAUAAGCACGCGCUACGGGGAGACGUUUGCAGCCUGUGUUGGUGCUGCAGGAAGUGCCUUCAGUUUGCUGCUGGUUUUAAACUUCAUACCAAAGUCUACUAAAUCUGAGGCCCCUAGAAGCGCCACUAAAUCUGAGAACCAAAACAAGAAGGUGUUCAGUUUGGGAGAGAUCACAAGACUGAUGAAGUUUCCAGGCGUAACGAGGAUUUUUCUUAUCAAAAUCAUCGCAGGUUUGCCAUCAGGCAUAUUUCAGGUGAUGUUCUCCAUCAUUGCAAUGGAUUUCUUCAAGCUUGAAGCUCAGCAGAAUGGCUACCUGAUGGCGUACUUCGGCAUCGUUCAAAUGGUUGUUCAGGGAGGAGUGAUCGGUAGACUCACGUCCAGAUUUCCUGAGAAAUCUCUUCUUCUUCUGUCCAUUGGAGUUACUGCAGGUGUGGGUCUGGCUCAGGCCUACAUGCAGACAGUUUUCCAGCUCUGCCUCACCGUCACUCCGUGGAUCUUUUCUCUCAGCGUUUUUAACGUCAUCACCGACAGCAUGCUCACCAAAAGCGUCCCGUCCUCUGACACAGGAACGAUGCUGGGUCUGUGCUCCUCCGUUCAGUCGCUGGUCCGGACAAUCGGACCGACCAUCGGCGGUUUCCUGUACAUGAACUACGGCCUCGCCUCCAUAGGUCUAAUUGAGUUUUUUGUGAAUAUCGUCGUGUUUGUUUACCUGCUAUUUAGACAACUCAGCAAAACUGAGAGGCAGAAAGAAUGAACAGGCAAUUUUAUUUUUAUAUUCUAUAUUUUUAUGGAACUAGAGAACAGAAAUGUUAUUUGUCGUUUGCAACAUGCUGCUGUAACUUUACAUUCCAGUUAGUCGAGAUUUAAAUUCAUUACUGUGUUGUUCAGGUGGAAACCACUAGAUGGCAGCAAAAUGACUGGAUUAUUCAAAGAUGUUUCUGUUGUUCAGAGAUUUUCAUUUUCAUUCUCAGCUUUUUUAAAAUCAUGAUUUUAAUUUUUUUUUAAUUUUUUUGUCAUGUUUGGUUUUAAACAAACCCAAAAAGUUGAUCAUAAAGACUGAUAAGUUUGAAGUUCUGUGGAUUCCAAAGAGGAUUCCAAUUUUUUAACCUUUAGACUUGCAAAAAAGUCUUGUAUUUUAAAAAUAAUUAUAUUUUAAUGCAGUAUUGUAUUGCACAAUUAUAACUUCAAACUACAAGAAGUGAUGCUUAUAGCAUUUCUUGGCUGCUGUAAAUGUAAGUUUAAAAAACACUUUUUAAGCACUGAAGCAGUAUGGUUAUUUUUGGAUUUAUGCAUUAUAAAGAUCAAGGAUAGUUUUGAUUAUUUUAAACGUUUCUGACUGCUGUAAACUGUCUAAGCAUGGUAAAUUUACUUCUGAGAAAUAUAAUCGCUUCAACUUUCUAUUGGCAAACGAGCAGGGCUGAAACAAUGAAUCGGAUUAAUCGGGAUAAAUCGAUUAUUGAAGUAAUCGUCAACUAAUUUAGUGAUCAAUUAAUUGUUAACUGGAGUAUACAAACUCAAAAAAGGCAAUUUAUUGAAAAAAAAACUUAUUCAGUGCAGUAAUAAACCCAAUACUGUACCGAAAAUACAUACAUUUUGAAUUUAAAGGAAAUCUGUUAUUGGAUUUUAGGCACAAAAAGAAGAAGUAUUUUUUUCAUCUUUUAAUGCAUUUCUAUCUUUGGAUGAAAAGGUAUAAGUGGUUGAAUGAAAAAUAUGUAGAAUGUGCUUUUUUUUUUUUAUCCCAUUAAUUAAUCGUCAGAAUAAUUGAUUACUAAAAUAAUCGCUAGUUGCAGUUGUUUGUUGACCUGUUAGGUAUUUUUUCCUAAAACAAGUGUCUCUGACAAUUGAACAGUUUGUAUCUUUAGUUCAAUCAAGUCCAUAUUCGGCUAGUUAAUUAUUGUCAAUUGUAGAUUUUCUUUGAAUGGGAAUAAUGAAAACAUGAUGCAGAAAAGCAGAGCUAACAAUUCCACCCCCAUUAAAAUUCCUAAUUUGAAAAAACAAUAAGCAUUUAAUCACUCUCUCUAUUGUUUCUAUUCAUGUCUUUGCAUUUUCAGCUGCAUCCGGCUGCCAAGUCGCAGCCUGUUGAAGUGAUGUCAUAAAAUCUGAAGCAGGUGUUUUCUUUGUCCACCACAAAGCACUUUGUUUUUCAAAUAUUACAUCCAACAACCCCAGAUAAAACGAUCAUAUUGAAACAGUAGGAGGUUAAACUCAUUAUCUUACAGGCUUUUCUCUAAGCAGAUGCAACUGGUGAUUUCUGUGCCAAUUUGUUUGACCAAAGACAGCAGGCAGGGCAGCAGUUUUUGGCAGUCGGAUAAUAUGCUAGAGUUGCAGAUUUAGUUUAUUAUAUUGUAUAACAUUCAGAUAAACACAAUACAAUCCUAAUUAUAAAAAACAAAAAAAUAUAUUAUUGGUUUAAUCAGUUUUCUGAUCAAAGGAAACACAGUUACUGUCUGACACACUUAAAUGAGCUGUGAUCUGAUUUGAAGGGUGUCAUUAUCUGCGUUUCCAUUACAAAGGUGCGUGAAACUUUGACGAUAUUCCGCUAAUGUCAAGUAAACAACUUCAUAAUUGCUUUGUUUCCAAUAAAUAGAAAACGAGAUUAAAAUCACAAGAGAAUAAGACUUUUCACGUAAUUACUCGUUAAAAAACAUGCCAUGACUCCAACCACAUCCUGUUGUCUUCUUUGUCAUUACCGCCGGAUGUUACUACCACUACCGCCAGUAGUAACAUCCGGUUGUUGCUCAUGUGACCCAUGUGAUGCGAGAAGUGUUUCCAUUGCAGUUCUGCGAAAUACACCAAUUUCAACAUGGCUCAAAAACUUAAUUGAAAAAUGUAAAUUUCUUCAAUAUUCCAUUAAGCAGACUUAUUUUUGUCAUUUCAGUUUGUGUAAUUUUGUGGUGUCUGACAGACUCGGAUGUGCUGCGGGCGGAUUUGAAGGGUGUCGCUGUCCCUGUAACUCCAGCAGUGGAGUGGGGGGGUGGCCCUGACUGCGGUGGGGUGCCCUGUUACACUUGGCCCUUUGAGUCAGCGGGAACAGGAACAAUGGCGCUGUUAACACUCCUGACGGGGACCUUUGGGUCCUCUGAAAGUUUAAUGUGACUCAGCGAGCGACCUGCGCUCGCUAAGGUCAGAGAUGAGCGCUGUCCGUGUCGCUCUGUGGCUGCCUUGUGUCUGCUCACUGGAAACUAAACGCCAGUGAGGGGGUCCUCCAGUGCCGGGCCUGUUUUGUCCCCUGCGGCAUGGAUAAUGAGGCAUCUGUCGCCACCUGCCUCAUAGCGAGAUGAGGCUCACUGUCUCUCUUUAAAAGAGCACAGGUUAUCUAUCUGAUUUGACCACGGCAGGCCAGGCAUAUGAUCUGAAGCAGAGGAGCCUUGAGCCUAAAUGUUUUAUACCGUGGCUUUCUUAUGGCUGUUUGCAGAGCUCCACACGGCGCAGGAACACUUCGCUCAGUGUCUCCUUAAGUGCAUCCAGGAAAUUAACAAACAGAUCAAUCAAAUAUGAGGAACUCAACUACAACACAGUGUUUCAGCCAAUGAAAAUGAAAGCUUCUGAAACAAUUGAUUAUUGAAAUAAUUGUCAACUAAUUUAGUAAUUGAAUAAUUGGUAAAUGGUGUAUAUAGACAAAAAAAGUACAUUUGCUAAAGACUCAACACAAAUUUAGCCAAAACUGUGCAAAAAAAAAAAAAUUUAUACAAUUCGCAUACGACUGAAAAACCUUCUUUGUUUGCAAGUUUGUUAUUCCAAGAAAUGCUUAAGAAACCCUGGCUCAUAUUCUGUGGAAAAAAUUAAAAACAGAAAAUAAAUCACCUUUUCCUAUCCAAUUAAUUAAUCAGUUAAUCCAAGAAAUGCUGAAUCUAUCAGCCCUACACUGUACUGUACGAUGGUGUAUUAGGGCCACGAUAAGAAAAUAAAGUCAUAAAAUUACGAGAAUAAAGUCAAAACAAUACAAGAAUAAACCUGUAAUGACACGAGCAUAAAUUUAUAUUUUCAGAAUAAAAUAAUAAGACCAGAAUAAAGUAAUAUUAUGACUUUAUUCUUUAAUUUCUUUUGUCAACUUUAUUCUUGUGCAACUUUAUCCUCAUAACUAUUUUUAUUUUCUUACCGUGAAAGAAAGAAAGAACAGAGAGUUUUUCACAUGAUGAUAAAAGUAUUUUUUUAGCCGCAGAUGUAUUCUUUACUACAAAUAAGACAAUCACUAAAGGAAUGCAAUGUUGUAGCAUUUUAGGCAAUAAAAUGUUUACUUUGCUAUUUAAAAAGGAAUUGAACUUGGUUUAUUUGAAUAUUUUAAUGUAUUUAUAAAAGUGUAUAAAAUUGCUUAAAAACGUG
Molecule: messenger RNA, 5275 nt
Organism: Xiphophorus hellerii (green swordtail)
Lineage: Eukaryota; Metazoa; Chordata; Actinopteri; Cyprinodontiformes; Poeciliidae
Gene: slc67a1
Product: solute carrier family 67 member 1
Exons: 10
Coding region: 432-1706 (424 amino acids)
Biological process (GO): transmembrane transport
Cellular component (GO): nuclear envelope
Molecular function (GO): transmembrane transporter activity
Source: RefSeq, a predicted model, not a curated record